AUGGAGAAUCAAUCCUCCAUCUCUGAAUUCCUGCUCCUUGAAUUCUCAUCAAUUCAAGAACUGCAAAUCGCACAAUUCUGUUUAUUUCUGUUUUUAUAUUUAGCAACCCUAACAGGGAAUCUUCUCAUUAUCUCUGCAGUGGUUUUUGAUUACCGUCUCCACACACCCAUGUACUUCUUUCUAAUGAAUUUGGCCAUCCAAGACAUUGCUUCUGUCUCAGUUCUUAUCCCAAAAUUCAUGAUCAAUUAUCUGUUGAAUAGCAGACAUAUCUCUUAUUCUGGAUGUGUUGCUCAAGUCAUUUUCUUUGUGUCCUUUGUAGGAUGUGAUGUUGCCCUUCUUACAGUCAUGGCAUAUGAUCGCUAUGUUGCCAUUUGCAAUCCUUUGCAAUAUGAACUGAUAAUGAAUAGGAGAGCUUGCAUGCAAAUGGUUGGAAGUGUGUGGGUUACUGGUUUCCUCUAUGGGGGGUUACAUACUGGUGGGACCUUUGUAACUCCUUUCUGCUCCAAUGUUGUCAACCAGUUCUUCUGUGAAAUCCCACAGUUACUUAAGCUUGCUUGCUCUGAUUUAUACCUAGCUGAAAUUGGAGCUGUAAUUUUUAGUGUUCCAAUUCUGCUUGGCAUCUUCAUCUUCAUUAUUGUUACCUAUAUAAAAAUCUUCUCUGCUGUCCUGAGAAUCCCUUCUGUUCAAGGGAGGAAAAAGGCACUGUCCACUUGCCUACCUCAUAUUGUUGUUUUCUCUGUAUUUUUAAUUUUUGUAUGUUUUGCUUACCUUAGGUCCCCACCUCAGAAACCUUCCCACUUGGAUUUGGCAAUUACUAUAAUGUACUCCAUUAUUCCACCCAUGCUAAAUCCAAUGAUCUAUAGCAUGAGAAAUCAGGAAAUUAAAAAUGCUCUAUCAAAGCUAUUAAAUUUCUAA
Messenger RNA from Candoia aspera, 915 nucleotides. RefSeq names its product olfactory receptor 14C36-like. Bases 1 to 915 code for a protein of 304 amino acids. The record is from RefSeq and is a predicted model, not a curated record. NCBI's taxonomy places the organism in Eukaryota, Metazoa, Chordata, Lepidosauria, Squamata, Candoiidae. Gene Ontology annotation, biological process: G protein-coupled receptor signaling pathway. Gene Ontology annotation, molecular function: G protein-coupled receptor activity; odorant binding; olfactory receptor activity. The transcript has a single exon. Gene Ontology annotation, cellular component: membrane.